AAACAGGAGCGAGAGAGAGGGGUUGGGUUGGAGCAAAAACAAAUCUGGACAGCAGCCUGAUGGAAAGCAGCUCUGAAACGGAGCUGAAUAUGAUUGUUUGGACUAAUUUUGCUGCAGCAGUCUUAAGUAAACAGGAGAUGAGAGUCAUGAGAAGCUAGUGGGAGCGUCAAAGCCCAGUGGAUUCUGGUUGCCGUCUCAGGAUGACCGUCACUUAUUCCAGUAAAGUAGCCAACGCCACUUUCCUGAGUUUCCACCGGCUGCUGCUGCGCUGGAAGGGGAGCAUCUACAAGCUGCUGUACCGGGAGUUCAUCCUGUUUGCUCUGCUCUACACCGUCCUCAGCCUCGUUUACAGACUCGUCCUCUCAGAGCAGCAGAAGAGAUUAUUUGAGAAACUUUCCAUUUACUGCGACAGAUACGCCGAGCAGAUCCCCGUCACCUUCGUCCUGGGUUUUUAUGUCACUUUGGUGGUAAAUCGUUGGUGGAAUCAGUUUGUUAAUCUUCCCUGGACAGACAGACUCAUGUUCCUCAUCUCCAGUUGUGUUCGGGGUAAAGAUGAAUACGGACGCCUUCUCCGACGGACGUUGGUACGCUACGUCAACCUGACAUCGCUGCUCAUCUUCCGCUCCGUCAGUACGGCCGUCUGCAAGCGAUUCCCAACCAUCGAUCAUGUGGUUGAGGCAGGUUUCAUGACUCCUGAGGAGAGGAAGGUGUUUGAGAAUGUCCGUUCUCCUCACCUGAAGUACUGGAUACCUGUUGUCUGGUUCUCCAACCUGGCAUCUAAAGCCCGGCAGGAAGGACGCAUCCAAGACAGCAUCGACCUGCAGAAUAUUCUGAACGAGAUGAAUCUGUUCAGGACGUGGUGUGCGACUCUUUUCGGCUAUGACUGGGUCGGCGUCCCGCUGGUUUAUACGCAGGUUGUCACUCUUGCUGUCUACACCUUCUUCUUCGCUUGUCUAAUUGGUCGGCAGUUCCUCGACCCUACUCAGGGUCACCCUGGCCACGACCUCGACCUUUACAUCCCCAUCUUCACCCUGCUGCAGUUUUUUUUCUACUGUGGCUGGCUUAAGGUAGCAGAGCAACUGAUUAACCCAUUUGGAGAAGAUGAUGAUGACUUCGAGGCCAACUGGAUCAUUGACAGAAACCUUCAGGUGUCUCUGCUGGCGGUGGACGAGAUGCACAUGAACCUUCCUCACAUGACCAAAGACGUUUACUGGAACGACAGCGACGCUCGUCCGCCAUACACUCUGGCUGCUGCAGAUUACUGCAUCCCCUCUUUCCUCGGAUCCACCACCGACAUGGGACUUUCUGACAUCCUGCAGCUUGAUGAAUGUGAGGUUUCAGACUGUCGACCUCAGCAGCAGGAGCCUCUGCUGACUCGACGACAAGAGUCGGUUCUGGGUCGAGUCCGACGCUUGCUCAGUGUUCAGGAACCUCCUGACCUCCGACAUCCUCGACCCGUCUUCAAGCGGCACAGCAGCGACGCAACCAGCAGCUUCUUCCUGGACUUCAGGGGGAACGCAGGCUCGGCAGACAUGGUUCCACCCUGUUCCUUAGCCAUCCCUCCCUCGUCUCUGGACACCCUGUCCACCUUAAGGGAGGUCAACAGCAACCCGCCCUCACCUGAGAGUUCAUCCUCAGUUGUUUUCCCGCGGCUGGUUGUCAGCCCGCCAUUGGUCUCUGAUGCUUGUCACAAUGGGGAGUCUUUUGGGAAACAUCAGAACGGUCUGGAUCACUCCCCAACUGAGGAACAACCAAACGUGGAAACUACAAGUAUUUCUAGGACCAACUCCAUUUGUUGUUCCCCAACUCAACUUGGACCGAAGGAGUUCCGCUGGACGACGGUCACCGCGAAGAACCGGCCGCCAACCAGGCCGCGGGGCCGGCAGUUCUCCCUGCAGUUCUCCCGGCAGAGCUCCAAGGCGUCGAUCCGCAGCCUGCCGAGUCCGAAAGGCCUGGGGCGCCGGAGAAGAGGCCUGGGUCGGCAUCAGUCCCGCAGGUCGCCCAGUCCGACCGCCAACACGCUCCAACUGCCAGAACCGGAUUACGACGGCGAGUUCCAGGGAACAGCGGGAAACGAGGACGAUGAGGAGGAAACGGACCAGAACGACGAGCUCAAAGACGCAAAAUCUCAGCCGUAAAGUUUGGAUUACAAGAGAGAAAAUGGAGAAUAUUUCGUUCUUUGAAAAAUACUGACCUCAUUAGGAGAAUUUGAGGAAAGGAAGAGUAUUAAAAUACAAGAGUAGAGCAACAUUGAUGGAUGCAAGUCGCCGUCAAAAACUGAAGAAGAAAAACGGAGACAGAUGGAUUCUGGUUGUUUGAGUUGCUAAACGUGGUUUUGGUCCAAAUCCUGAGCUAAAAACACGACCUGGCAACUUCCAACAAUUUAUUUCAGUCAGGAGUUUCAGUUUGGUUGGCCACAGUUUGUUGUUCAGGCGGAUCGACUGCACUUAAUGCCAAUUUUCCUGAUUGGGUCUUGAUGGGAACAACGGGGUACUGGCGCCAUUUUAGAUAGAAAAGAAAGGAGUACAUUUCCACCAAAACAAGUUUUUUCUAGAAAAAAUUAAUUUCAAACUCAGAAAAUCCAGAUUUUUUUCUGGAAAGGUUCUGAGAUUAAUCUAAAAAUUUCAGAGUUUUUUCUCAAACUUUCAACUUUUCAAGACUUUCUUCUUUUAGAAAUAUUCUGAGGUUAAUCACAAACGUUGAAUUUUUUUCUUGCAAAUUUUCAACUUUUCAAACUCCUAAAUUUCCAUGCUUUUUCUAGAAAUUUCAAAGUUUUUUACUGGACAUUUACUCCUUUUUU
Gambusia affinis (western mosquitofish) is the source of this 2800-nucleotide messenger RNA. RefSeq names its product bestrophin-3-like. The transcript has 13 exons. NCBI's taxonomy places the organism in Eukaryota, Metazoa, Chordata, Actinopteri, Cyprinodontiformes, Poeciliidae. The record is from RefSeq and is a predicted model, not a curated record. The coding region runs from base 201 to 2138 and encodes 645 amino acids. Gene Ontology annotation, molecular function: chloride channel activity.